CGCGCCACGGUCAGGCGGCGGGCCAAACAACUCAGUUCACUAUCGUAUUUAUAACGGAUACAACGUGUCGUUAAUAGCUAUUCAAAAAUAGCUAUCGUAACGUUAAAACUAGCACAUUGUUUAUUUGUCUCGAGAAUUCGGGUGUAAAAGAUAUGCAUCAGAUCAAAUAGAAUCUCAAGUACCAGGAUGUCAGAGAAGAGAGGGGUUCGAUUUGAAGAGGCCGAGCGGUGUAAGGGGAUUAUCCUCACGUCCAUAGCGCUGACAACAGCUGGACUGGGAUGGCUUCUACGCGGCUCUCCGACCAUGAUGAGCGCUGUUGCGACGCUGGGAGCUUAUCUAUUGACCGGUGAUAGAUACCAAUGGAUUUACCUUUGGAAGAAGACGCACAAGAGGGAUUUUCUAGGUCUAAGGGUACUGUUAGCGACAAUGUUCAGGAUAUGGCGCUGGGAAAAACAAGGCCAGUCAGUGGUGUCAAGGUGGGCGGAAAUAGCGAAGCUGUAUCCGGAAAAGAAGGCUUUUAUCAUGGGGGACAGGGCUCUCACCUUUCGUCAGGGAGAAGACUUUAGUAACCGCAUAGCCUGGUACUUUAAACGUCAAGGCUUCAAAAGCGGUGAGGUAAUAGCUCUAUUCAUGGAGACACAACCAGAAUACAUCUUUGUGUGGCUAGGUUUAGCUAAAAUGAAGGUCACGACUGCAUUAGUGAAUACAAAUCUAAGAGGUCAACAAUUGAUUCACUGUUUGAGAAUAGUUGGAUGCAAAGCUGUCGUAUUUGGCGACGAAAUGGCGGACGCUAUAAAAGAAAUUCAGAGCGAAAUCCAUGACAUGCCUCUCUUUCAAUUCAAUUCGCCAGAGAGAGACGGCAGUACAGUCUUACAAGAUACAGUGCCAUUAGCCGCUGAGCUAGAGGAAAUGUCCUCUGAAACUUUUCCUAUAGUGCCAACAAAUCCAAGAGACACCUUAUUGUAUAUUUACACUAGCGGAACGACUGGGUUUCCUAAAGCGGCCAUUAUAACAAAUAUCAGAUUUCUCCUAAUCCCUCUAGGAGUAUUUACAUCGGCUCGACUUUCUCCGGCGGACGUGGUUUACGAUCCACUACCGUUGCACCACACGGCUGGUGGGGUCCUAGGGGCUGGGCAAGCAAUAACCCAAGGCUGCACCGUAGUACUGAGACGGAAAUUCUCAGCCUCCAACUAUUGGAGUGAUGCAGCGAAACAUGGAUGCACUGCGGCACAGUACAUUGGUGAAAUAUGCCGUUAUUUGCUCUCUGUUCCCGCUGGUCCUAGCGAUAAGGCGCAUAAAGUUAAGGUUAUCUUCGGCAACGGACUAAGGCCCCAGAUCUGGCAAGAGUUCGUUGACCGUUUCGGCAUAGGCAGAGUUUUAGAAUUCUACGGAGCCACAGAAGGAAACAGCAAUCUCAUUAAUUUGGAUAAUAAAGUCGGCGCGAUCGGUUUUUUGAGUAGACUGGUCUCAUCAAUAUACCCUUUAACGCUAGUUAGGUGUGACGAAAUAACUGGUGAAAUACUGAGAGAUGACCAUGGACGUUGUAUAACUUGUGGACCACACGAGCCUGGGUUGUUGUUAGGAAAAAUUGAUCCAAAGAAAGCCAUUCUGACGUUCGCUGGCUACGCUGACAAGACUGCUUCCGAAAAGAAGAUGGUCCGCAACGUGAGGAUCGAAGGCGAUUGCUACUUCAAUACAGGAGACAUUCUAGUGAUGGAUCACUAUGGCUACUUUUAUUUCAAGGAUCGGACCGGAGACACGUUCCGAUGGCGCGGCGAAAACGUUUCAACUGCAGAAGUUGAGGGGGUUAUUAGCAAUCUAGUUGGACUGAAGGAUGCUAUUGUCUAUGGCGUUACAAUACCGAACACCGAAGGCAAAGCUGGUAUGGCGGCACUAGCUGACCCGGAUCACAAUAUAGACAUAGCUGCAUUAUCAAAAGGACUAAAGACCUCCCUGCCGGUCUACGCUCGGCCGCUCUUUCUGAGAAUCCUCCCGCAAACUCCGUUAACAGCCACGUUUAAACUAAAAAAGAAAGAGCUAAUGGAAGUAGCUUAUAAUGUAAAUGUAUGUAAGGAUCCUCUGUACUUCUUAGAUCAGAAGUUAGGGGAAUACGUGCCUUUAACACAAAAAAUGUAUGAAGAUAUCGUUUUAGGUAAUAUUAGGCUGUAAUAGCGGAGUCAUUUGACUUCCUAUUAUUGAAGUGAAACUUCUUUAGGCGCGUUGAGAGUUAAAUUUAACUCGCAACAGAUUCGUUACGGCUAGAGAGAAAAAAUACAAGUUAGGACGAGCGA
Bombyx mandarina (wild silkworm) is the source of this 2291-nucleotide messenger RNA. RefSeq names its product Fatty acid transport protein 3 (gene Fatp3). NCBI's taxonomy places the organism in Eukaryota, Metazoa, Arthropoda, Insecta, Lepidoptera, Bombycidae. The record is from RefSeq and is a predicted model, not a curated record. Gene Ontology annotation, molecular function: long-chain fatty acid transmembrane transporter activity; long-chain fatty acid-CoA ligase activity. Gene Ontology annotation, biological process: long-chain fatty acid import into cell; long-chain fatty acid metabolic process. Gene Ontology annotation, cellular component: endoplasmic reticulum membrane; plasma membrane.